AUUGGCUUAUUCUGGCCAUUUUCUUAAUAUUAUCGGCAGAAAAACGCCAAAAUAUCCCGCUCUUUUUAAUACUUAGACUAUUAUUAAUAUUCUUUUCUUUCUUUGUUUACUGUCCUUGAAGUUACAGGGAGAGAGAAAGAGUGAGAAAGAACCUGGGGAACUCAAACAUAAACACAGAGUUAAUUGCGGAAGAAAAAGGAAAAAAGGAAAAAAAAAAUCUCUCAUUCCUCCCCUUUGUAGCCACUAACUCCAACUCAUUUUAGGGUUCAAGAAACUAAUGAUUCAGACAAAACAAAAUCAUUAGCUUGAUGUUCUUGUUCGAUAAUAACAACAAAUUCUAAGUCUUGUGGGUCAGGAGAUUUCUGAGGGAAGAUUGAAUUUUAUUUUUCUUCUUUCAUUCUCUCACACACUUCUUGCCAAGGGAAGUGAAAUAUGCAGACAACAAAAGCAAGAACUGGGUCUCUUGAGGUGCCUCAAAGGACAUCUCCCACCACAACUCGUACUGCUCGCCAACUUAAGAUGCCAGGUGCCGAGGGUGACUCACCUUCUCCAACUUCUGUAAGUAGGACGCCGAAAGAAAGAAAUCUUAAAGUCGCUGAGCGAAGGUCACCCAGAAGCCCGGCAACUGAGAAGAAACGCCCAAGCAAAGUGACUGAUAUGGAACCUCAGUUGGCCCAACUCCAAGAUGAUUUAAAGAAAGCGAAGGAUCAAUUGGGUAUGUGCGAGUUACAAAGAAAAUAUGCACAGCAAGAGGCUGAGGAAGCACAUAAGCGACUCAAAUCUUUGACUUCAAAGCUUGAUGAAUCCCAACGUCAACUUCUUGAGCUAACUAAUACAGAGGAUGACCGGCUACAAGAGCUCCGUCAGUUAUCUCAAGAGCGAGAUCGAGCUUGGCAGUCUGAGCUAGAUGCUCUGCUGAAGCAGCAUUCACUUGAUUCAGCUGCUUUGGCCUCUGCUAUGCAUGAGGUCCACAGGCUCAAGAUGCAACAGGGAUCGGUUGUUGAAUCUGAGGCUCCACAGAAUGUUGAGUUUGAGAACUUGAAACUAGAUCUAGCUGACAGUCGUUCUGCUGUGGAGAAUCUGAAAGAAGAGCUCCAACGCUGCAAAGAAUCUGAAGCUCAAGCAAAAAUGCUGGUUGGUGAGACCCUAAUGCAGUUGGAAACAGCAAAGACAACCAUGGAGACACUUAGAUCUGACAACCUCAGAGCAAAGGAAGCAUAUGAUUCCCUGGCUUCAGAGUUGGAGCAGUCCAGAUUUCAAGUAAAUGCACUUGAAACACUUUGCAAACACCAGGGAGAUCCUUCCAGUGAUGCAUUGGUUUCACAGAGAAAUAGAGAUAACAGUGAGGUUUUGGAAUCUAAUCAGCUUAAAGUGGAGCUUAAUUUCAUGAGGUUGGAGGUGGAGCAGUUGAGAAACGCACUAGACGCUGCUAAAGUUAAGUACGAAGAAGAAGCCAUUCAGAAAUCUAUGCAGCUUCAAAGUGCCCACAAACUCUUGGAACAAACACAGUCUGAGUAUUUUCUCAGGGAAUCUGAAUUGGAAGCGGCACUUAAACAAACUAAAGCAGAUAUGGAAGACUUGAAGUUAAACCUUGUGGACAAAGAGUCUGAAUUGCAGACUGCUAAAGAUAAGUAUGAAGAAGAAGCGGUUCAGAAAUCUAUGCAGCUUCAAAGUGCCCACAAACUUGUGGAACAAAGGGAAUCUGAGUAUUUCCUUAGGGAAUCUGAAUUGGAGUCGGCACUUGAACAAACCAAAGCAGAUAUCAAAGACUUGAAGUCAAACCUUGUGGACAAAGAGUCUAAACUGCAGAGCAUUUCAGAUUUGAAGCUAGAGCAUGAGCAGACCAACCAGAGAGAAUCUGAACUUGAUAUUGAAAUGAAAAAAUUGAAGGCAGAGAUUGCAGAUUUGAGAGCAAACAUGAUGGACAAAGAGACCGAAUUGCAGAAUCUGGUAGAGGAGAAUGAGACUCUUAAAUCUGAAAUUGAGAAACAAGGUAAAGAGAUUGGUGAGCUGGGCUACUUAAAAGAUGAGGUGGAUAAGAGUGGGAAAAGAGCACUAUGGGUUACUGAACAACUUGAAGCUGCUCAGACAGCAAGCUCAGAAAUGGAGGUAGAACUAAGAAGGCUAAAAGUUCAGGCAGACCAGUGGAGGAAAGCAGCCGAAGCAGCAACAGCUGUUCUUUCAACUGAAAGUAAUGGAAAGUUCGAUUUUAACUACCACUCUGUAUCGGGGACACUAUGUUCUCCAUAUUCAGACGAAAUGGACGAUGAAUCCCCUAAGAAGUCAAACAUGCUCAAGAAGAUUGGAGUAUUGUGGAAGAAACAGAAGUAGUGGCUCAUAAACAUUACAUGAAUGAUUUCUCUUGUUUUCCUUUUGAAUCUCUCCUGUUUCCCUUAUUUUCAGUCGGGCUAUCACUUUUCGUGGUUUUUCCUAGGCUAGUGGUACACAUCUAUUGUAUAGAUAUAAUCUCAGAGAACUCUUAUAUCUCUAUGUAAUCCUUUAUAUUUCUUUUGGGUUCGCCCAUUCUAUCCGUGGACGGGGUUUGGCAAAAAUUCCAUUCUUCUCUCUUCGAAAUUUACACAUUACUGAACUGUAAUUUACACAA
Molecule: messenger RNA, 2605 nt
Organism: Papaver somniferum (opium poppy)
Lineage: Eukaryota; Viridiplantae; Streptophyta; Magnoliopsida; Ranunculales; Papaveraceae
Product: interactor of constitutive active ROPs 2, chloroplastic-like
Exons: 4
Coding region: 433-2331 (632 amino acids)
Source: RefSeq, a predicted model, not a curated record